Messenger RNA from Linderina pennispora, 450 nucleotides. RefSeq lists its product as uncharacterized. Lineage: Eukaryota; Fungi; Kickxellomycota; Kickxellomycetes; Kickxellales; Kickxellaceae. The record is from RefSeq and is a predicted model, not a curated record. The coding region runs from base 77 to 355 and encodes 92 amino acids. The transcript has a single exon.
UUCACUCGACUACAUCGCUUUUGUGCUGCUUCCUUGCCUCCCAAUUAGACACACGCGCAAUCCAUACUUUGUAACAAUGAGCAGCUUCGGAAACAUCGACAUCUCCAACAUCAACACGCCCCAGAAGGUCGAGGAGGUGAAGAACCAGGUGCGGAAGGAGAUGGCCAUGGCUAACGCGCAGGAGCUUAUCAACAACAUCAACAAGCACUGCUACAAAAUGUGCCUCGGCAACCCGGGCUCUAGCCUGAGCAGCACCGACGAGGGCUGCCUUGGACGGUGCAUGGACAAAUUCCUGGCUAGCUGGGACGUGGUGUCGCGCGCCUACAUUGGCCGAGUCCAGCAGGAGAACAAGUAAUCCUGGGGUAACAGCUAUAGGAGGGAAAAGCGCGUUUACCUUUCUAGCGAUCUCUGCAAUAGAAUAUUUUAUCCCCAUAUUGAACGUGCAACUCA